Triticum dicoccoides is the source of this 3059-nucleotide messenger RNA. RefSeq names its product phosphatase IMPL1, chloroplastic-like. The transcript is spliced from 16 exons. The coding region runs from base 39 to 2909 and encodes 956 amino acids. Gene Ontology annotation, molecular function: protein binding; inositol monophosphate 1-phosphatase activity. Gene Ontology annotation, biological process: inositol metabolic process; signal transduction; phosphatidylinositol phosphate biosynthetic process. The record is from RefSeq and is a predicted model, not a curated record. NCBI's taxonomy places the organism in Eukaryota, Viridiplantae, Streptophyta, Magnoliopsida, Poales, Poaceae.
AACAACAGGAAGACAUCAAACCCUUUCUCUCAGCACCAAUGGCACGGUAUCUUCUCCCUUCCUCCACCACCGCCGCCUCCUCGCUCCCGAGGAAUGCCAGGGCCUCGCCGGCGCCGAUCCUCGCCCUCCGCGCGCUCGCCUCCAGGUCCAAGCACGCGCGCUCUCUCAUGGCGGUGGCGUCGGACCAGCCCGCCGCACCCAGCAAGUACCCGAAGAUGGCCGCUCCCACCACCGGCCCGGUUCCCGCCGACGAGCUGCUCGGCGUCAUCAAGGCCGCCGCCAAGGCAGGCGCCGAGGUUGUGAUGGAAGCUGUUAAUAAGCCGCGUAAUAUCCAAUACAAAGGGGUUGCAGACUUGGUGACAGACACAGAUAAGCUGAGUGAAUCAGUCAUUCUUGAAGUCGUCACCAAGAAUUUCAAAGACCACCUCAUACUUGGGGAGGAAGGUGGCCUUAUUGGAGAUUCUUUGUCAGAGUAUCUCUGGUGCAUUGAUCCUUUAGAUGGAACAACAAACUUUGCACAUGGUUACCCCAGCUUUUCUGUAUCCAUUGGCGUUCUAUUCCGAGGCAAGCCUGCUGCUGCCACUGUGGUGGAAUUUUGUGGUGGGCCUAUGUGCUGGAACACUCGUACAAUUUCUGCAUCUUCUGGAAAAGGUGCUUAUUGUAAUGGGCAAAAGAUUCAUGUCAGUCCAACAGAAAAGGUGGAACAAUCUCUUCUGGUUACUGGGUUUGGAUAUGAACAUGAUGAUGCAUGGCUGACCAAUAUAAAUUUGUUCAAGGAAUUUACUGAUGUUAGCAGGGGAGUACGAAGGCUAGGCUCUGCUGCUGCUGAUAUGUCCCAUGUUGGUCUAGGCAUUACCGAAGCCUACUGGGAAUAUCGGCUUAAGCCGUGGGACAUGGCUGCUGGUGUUCUGAUAGUUGAAGAAGCUGGCGGGGUAGUGACACGCAUGGAUGGUGGAGAGUUUACAGUCUUUGAUCGUUCUGUUCUUGUUUCCAAUGGCACUGUUCAUGAUCAGGUCAUGCAGCCCAUGCUCCUCGUUCCUCCACAACUAUCAGAAACAGAAGCGACCACAAGCUCGACGAUAUCUGUCCCUUGGGAGAACUGCAAGUUUGCCUCUGAAGACCUUCACCCUGUGCUCAUCAUGUUAAGGAUACAGGCUCCGUUGCAUUAUCAUCCGAUGACCGCCGGACCAAGAUGGGGCAUCUGCGCCUGCGGGAACAUUCAGCAAGGAACUUCUUCCCUGCACGACGCCGAGGUGAAUUCCUCUAGAUACGGCGAAAGGAAGGGGAACCGGAAACACCCGGGCGCCUACAUUGACAAAGAUGGUGAAGCGCGGACCUUCGACCGGAAGAAAAUAUCGCGGAAAAGAGGGGGCGCAAUGAGAGGCCGCGGCUGGAAGUACGGCUCCGGGUUCGUGGACGGCGUCUUCCCGGUGCUCAGCCCCAUGGCGCAGGACAUCCUGGAGCUCGUGCAGAAGGGUACAGACGCCGCCAAGGUCUGGGAGGCGCUGGACAGCGUCCCUCCCACGCACGCCCUGUGGGACGACGUCCUCAACGUCGCCGUCCAGCUCCGCCUGAGCCGGCAGUGGGAUCCCGUCAUCUCAGUCUGCGAGUGGAUCGUGCACCGGAGCUCCUUCCGCCCGGACGUGGUCUGCUACAACCUGCUCAUCGACGCGUACGGCCGGCGGCGGCGGCUGGGCAAGGCGGAGGCCAUGUACGCGGCGCUGCUGGAGGCCCGGUGCGUGCCGACGGAGGACACCUACGCCCUCCUCCUGCGCGCCUACUGCAACGCCGGGUCGCUGCACCGGGCCGAGGGCGUCAUCUCCGAGAUGCGGGAGCACGGCAUCCCUCCGAGCGCGACCGUGUACAACGCGUACCUCGAUGGGCUGCUCAAGGCGAGGUGCUCCGAGAAGGCGGUGGAGGUGUACGAGAGGAUGAAGCGGGAGCGGUGCCGGACCAACACGGAGACGUACACCCUCAUGAUCAAUGUCUACGGGAAGUCGAAGCAGCCGAUGUCGGCGAUGAAGGUGUUCAAGGAGAUGCAGUCGCUGGGGUGCAAGGCCAACAUCUGCACCUACACGGCGCUGGUGAACGCGUUCGCCAGGGAAGGGCUGUGCGAGAAGGCCGAGGAGGUGUUCGAGGAGAUGCAGCAGGCCGGGCACGAGCCCGACGUCUACGCCUACAACGCCCUCAUGGAGGCCUACAGCCGCGCAGGGUUCCCGCAGGCCGCCUCGGAGAUCUUCUCCCUGAUGCAGCACAUGGGGUGCGAGCCCGACAGAGCUUCCUACAACAUCCUGGUGGACGCCUACGGGAGAGCCGGCCUCCACCGAGAGGCGGAGGCGGUGUUCGAGUCGCUGAAGCGGCAGGGGAUGGCGCCGACGAUGAAGUCGCACAUGCUGCUGCUGGCGGCGCACGCCCGGUCCGGCAACGUGGCGCGGUGCGAGGAGGUGAUGGCGCAGCUGCACAAGUCGGGGCUCGCCCCGGACACCUUCGCGCUCAACGCCAUGCUCAACGCCUACGGCCGCGCCGGCCGCCUCGGCGACAUGGAGCGGCUGCUCGCCGCCAUGGAACGCCGGGGGACGAGCGACGUGGGCACGUACAACGUGGCGGUGAACGCCUACGGCCGCGCCGGGUACCUGGAGCGGAUGGAGGCGGCGUUCGCGUCGCUGGAGCGGCGGGGCCUCGCCGCCGACGUGGUGACCUGGACGUCCCGCAUGGGCGCCUACGCCAGGAAGAAGGAGUACCGGCGGUGCCUCGAGAUCUUCGAGGAGAUGGUGGACGCCGGGUGCUACCCGGACGCCGGGACCGCCAAGGUGCUCGUCGCGGCCUGCUCUGACGAGCGGCAGGUGGAGCAGGUCACCGCCAUCGUCAGGUCCAUGCACAAGGAGGCCAAGACCUUGUUCACCAUAUGACAAAGUGUGAAGAAAAUCUUGUGUUAAUUAGUUAAUGUAGACUUAGAUAAAGAUUAAUCAUUCAUGGAUUGUUUAUCUUACGAAAUCUUGUUCUUUUACGAAUCUAAAAUGAAUUGAUAUGAAAAGUAUUUACAAGUUUGAUUCAGCAAA